Pteronotus mesoamericanus is the source of this 1982-nucleotide messenger RNA. RefSeq names its product tetratricopeptide repeat domain 5 (gene TTC5). Lineage: Eukaryota; Metazoa; Chordata; Mammalia; Chiroptera; Mormoopidae. The transcript is spliced from 10 exons. Gene Ontology annotation, molecular function: protein binding. The record is from RefSeq and is a predicted model, not a curated record. The coding region runs from base 47 to 1369 and encodes 440 amino acids.
CUCUGGUUAUAAAAUUGGGGGCGGAGUAGCAAAGGGUGGCCGGGAAAUGAUGGCUGAUGAAGAGGAAGAAGUUGAACGGAUCUUGCAGAAAUUGCAGGAACUGGUGGAUCAACUAUAUUCAUUUCGAGAGUGUUAUUUCGAGACACAUAGUGUCGAGGAUGCUGGGAGGAAGCAACAGGAUGUGCAGGAGGAGAUGGAGAAGACCCUGCAGCAGAUGAAGGAAGUAGUGGGUUCUGUUCAGGGCAAGGCCCAGGUUCUGAUGCUAACUGGGAAGGCACUGAAUGUGACUCCUGACUAUAGCCCUAAGGCUGAGGAGCUUCUGUCAAAGGCCGUGAAGCUGGAGCCCAACCUGGUGGAAGCCUGGAACCAGCUGGGGGAGGUGUACUGGAAGAAGGGGGAUGUUGCAGCUGCCCACACCUGCUUCUCAGGAGCCCUCACCCAUUGCAAAAACAAAGUCUCCCUUCAGAACCUGUCAAUGGUGCUUCGCCAGCUGCGGACUGACUCUGGGGAUGAGCAUUCUCGCCACGUCAUGGACAGCGUCCGGCAGGCUAAGUUGGCUGUGCAGAUGGAUAUCCAUGAUGGCCGCUCCUGGUAUAUUCUGGGGAACGCUUACCUUUCUCUGUACUUCAAUACUGGCCAGAAUCCUAAGAUCUCCCAGCAAGCCCUCAGUGCCUAUGCCCAAGCAGAGAAGGUUGACAGGACAGCUUCCAGCAAUCCUGAUCUUCAUCUGAACAGGGCAACGUUACAUAAAUAUGAAGAGAAUUAUGGGGAGGCCCUGGAGGGCUUCUCUCGGGCAGCAGCACUGGACCCCGCGUGGCCAGAGCCUCGACAACGAGAGCAACAACUCUUGGAAUUCCUGAAUAGAUUAACCAGCCUCCUUGAGAGCAAGGGAAAGGUGAAGACCAAAAAGUUGCAGAGCAUGCUGGGAAGCUUGCGCCCAGCCCAUCUAGGUCCUUGUAGUGAUGGGCGCUAUCAGUCUGCCUCUGGGCAGAAGGUGACCCUGGAGCUCAAGCCACUGAGUGCCCUGCAGCCCGGUGUGAACAGUGGUGCUGUGGUCCUGGGGAAGGUGGUGUUCAGCCUUACGACCGAGGAGAAAGUCCCCUUUACAUUUGGCCUGGUGGAUUCAGAUGGACCGUGUUAUGCAGUGAUGGUGUAUAACAUGGUGCAGAGUUGGGGAGUGCUCAUUGGGGACUCUGUGGCCAUCCCUGAGCCCAACCUUCGGCUUCACCGAAUUCAGCACAAAGGAAAGGACUAUUCCUUUUCCAGUGUUCGUGUGGAGACACCCCUUCUGCUGGUGGUGAAUGGGAAGCCUCAGGGCUCCAGCAGCCAGGCUGCUGCUACAGUGGCCUCUCGGCCACAGUGUGAAUGACCUCUUAACGUGCAUGCUAAAGAGGGAGUGGAGGCACGGAGACAAGCUCGAGGGCGCUCGCCAGCUGGACCAGCCGCAUCCAGUGACUCAUCCGGAGUGGGGGGCUGUUUUAGAUGACGACCUUUCCUUCCUCUCCCCUGGAAGAUGCUGUGUGUCUUUUCCUUCUCUCCUCUUAAACAGGUUCUAACUCUCUGGGGCCACAUACUCCUGUGUCUUUCAUUGCUCUUCUAUGUUUUAGGCAAAGAGCAUGGAACUGGUCAAAGUGUUGGGAUCUUGCUGUGGGACAGAGUCCCCAGGGUUCCUGUUCUUGCCUCCUUCCCGAGCCUCGUGUAUAUAUUAUUUCAGUAUUUAUUGCUAAGGGAGGGGGCUUAAUUUUAUAAUGGCUUGGUUUUUGAGCAACUUUUAUUUUAUUUUUAUUUUUAAAAUUUAGGUUUAUCCCCUUCUUUGGGGCUGGAACAGAAUUAAAUAUGUUUGGAAAGUAAUAAUACCAUGUUGUGUGGCCUGCUUCAUUCUCUCCAGGCUUGUGCUCUUGGUUUUUGGGAUCACUUCAGUUGAUUAGAGUAGGACCCCACCACCUUUUCCCCCCUUAUACAAAGCAGCUUAUUUCUCUUCA